Molecule: messenger RNA, 2352 nt
Organism: Gopherus evgoodei (Goodes thornscrub tortoise)
Lineage: Eukaryota; Metazoa; Chordata; Testudines; Testudinidae
Gene: DCSTAMP
Product: dendrocyte expressed seven transmembrane protein
Exons: 4
Coding region: 52-1518 (488 amino acids)
Cellular component (GO): membrane
Source: RefSeq, a predicted model, not a curated record
CUCACCAAAAUCAAGAAGUACAGCAACCCAUGUGCUUUACGGAAGAACAUUAUGAGCCAUCAGUGGAUUACCAACCUUCAGAAGAAAAUGAGAAUUUUUGCCUCAGUAACUCAAUACAUUUGGAGACUUUUUGUAUCAGAGAGGAAGCCUGGCUGGAAGAAUCUGUUGGAGCUUUUUGCAGUUUGCUCUACUGUUAGCUUCAUCAUAAGCAGCUUCUUAUUUCUUGGCAUGAAUUCCUUUCUAGCACACUAUCCUUUGGUUUCCUUAGCAAUUUCUGGGUCCACCUGGAUUGGCCUGUCUACUGGGUUGUGUUCCUCCAAGCACAUGCGCUGCUUUGGCAUGCUGUUUGUUCUUUCUUGCAGCUUGCGUGAAGGUAGAAAUGCACUUAUUGCUGCUGGGACUGGUGUCGUGGUAGCUGGCAACAUCCAAAGUAUUUUUCACAACUUAAAGAUAUUGGCAGACAGUAUAGCUUGCAAUCUAGAGAUUGAGCAAUUUUCCUUUAUAAAAGACUAUAUGAAAAUAAUUCAGUGGAUUUAUAAUGAGACUAAACAUUUAAGUAUCCCAGUGGAAGAAGUAGCAUCACUGAGUGACAAAUUCAAUGUCUCUUACUUAAUUUCAGAUGAAGAUUUGAAAAUGAAGUUAAACAGCACAAAACAAGAAAUCCUGAGUGUUACUAACGAUAUAUCUUCUAUACCGCCUUAUAUAAACCAGGGGUUGUUGCCUAUAAUAGGAAUCCUUCUAGUUCCUCUUGGCACAUACCUUUUCUUAAGAAAAUUCUUGGGCACUCAUAGUGUGAAGUUUAAGAAUAUUUACAUUACAAAACAGUUCAUUGAAUUUGAUGAGCACCAAAGGCAGCAACAAAAGCUCUGUGUUCUUCCACUCAAUAAAAAAGAAAGAAAAAAGUAUGUGAUAGUCCCAUCCCUCUGCCUUACACACAAGGAAAGGAAAAGCAUAGGACGCAUUCUAAUCCCUGUAUUUAUUAAUCUUUGCAUCUGGGUUCUGUUUUCAACAGUAGAUUAUUUGCUUUACUGGCUAAUUUUUUCAGUGAGCAAGCAUCUCCAAGCAUUACCAGAGCUAGAGGUUAAUUUGAAAGUCAAGUACCAAAAAAAUGAAAACAUGUUUAUUUUCAACAAAGGAGAGCACAAGACAACAAAUGUUUCCUUUAACUCUUCUCUAUUUAAGCAUGAAUGCCUCCCUAAACCAGAGUUUUCACUCUCCUCAACAUGGCUCCAGCUUGGAUGCAUCAUCUUUUGUCUAAUAAUAUUUGCGUUAUUCUCCACCACCCUGAUGCAACUUAAAAUACUUGUGUCAACUUCAUUUUAUCCCAACAUAGAGAUGGAACGGAUACAUUAUCUGCAUAAAAAAAUACUGAGAAAAAGAUCAAAGAUUCCACAGGAAAAUGUAAAAAGGAAAUGGAAUUCAUUUGCUACAAAGUUCCAUUUCUGGUUCCCAGUAUUCAAGGCAAUGGGAAUGGUCAGGAAGAAAGAAAAAAACAUGAUAAACAUCAACAAUGUUUGAAAAAGGCCAAGUAACCUUUUGGAUAUGUUCACAGUUCUUUGGGUUAACAGGUCCCCGUAUAUUGCACCUGUAUUGCUCUUGCUUUUUAAAAAUAUUUCCAUAAAGUGCUACCAGUUAAUUUGCAUAUUAUAUUUACAUUUUCAAUAAGUAAAAAUAGAUGUCAAAAGAUAGCAGCCUGCAGUAUUUUGGUAACAUUUGGGAAACUGUAAUAAUAUUUAAUCCUAUUAUUUAAUCAAUUUCAACUCUGACUCUGCACUGCCUUGCACCUUGUGCAGAUAUUUAGGACCUGAUUCCCAUUCCUGGUAAAGCCACCAUACAUUGUUGUGGCAGUAUUACCCUGUAAUUUACAUUUGCUCCUACCUAUUUUACAGUAACACCACAGUGUGUAAAGUGGCUCUACUGUAGAAUAGGAAUCAGGUUCUUAGUCUCCAAUCCAACUUUAAGCAUGAGCUGGCCCAUUGAAAUCACUGAUCCUAACAUAUUUUCAAGUAUCUUGCUGAACUGGUGACCUUACACAUAUGUGAAGUGAGAGCAAGAUGCUACUAUUUUGAACCAAUAGCAUCUGACAAGCACUCUGGACUCGUUUUACACAUACAUAAAUGCCACAAAGUGCAAGGCACUGGAAAAUCAGGCCUUCUGUGUCCUUGUUUUCUCUUGGACUAACCAAUACUCUCCAAACAAUUUCAGGGAACUACACUGGUCAUAUAUAAGAUUACAGUAAUCAAAGUUUGCCUGAACCACCUUGAUUCUGGCAUUUCCUAACUUUCUUCUUGCAAUAUUAAUAAUGUUCUGUGAACAUAGGGGUUUUAUUUUUGUAAUUUCCUAGAUUUUUAA